Molecule: messenger RNA, 1627 nt
Organism: Panicum virgatum (switchgrass)
Lineage: Eukaryota; Viridiplantae; Streptophyta; Magnoliopsida; Poales; Poaceae
Product: bZIP transcription factor 11-like
Exons: 2
Coding region: 732-1262 (176 amino acids)
Biological process (GO): positive regulation of DNA-templated transcription
Cellular component (GO): nucleus
Molecular function (GO): transcription cis-regulatory region binding; DNA-binding transcription factor activity
Source: RefSeq, a predicted model, not a curated record
UCCAUCUAUAAAUAAGCCCCUCUUCCAAGCCUCAAUUCCCUUUUCCUCUCCUCCCCUCCUUCCCACUAAGGAUCGCUUGUUCCUGUGCAGCAGCGCGGUGGCGCUUUACCACCUUCCUUGCAAGAAACUCUUGCUCCCCAUACACAUCUUCCUUGUCUUCUUGAUUUCGUAGCCUUGCACUUGUGUCUUUGUGCUCCAAUCAGAAACUCUGCAAAAAUUUCCCACCGAAAACUAAUAUUCCAGGGGAGACUCUGUCAAAAUUUCUACCUGCCAUCAAGCUGAUACAGGAUACAUUUUUCGUUUAGUGAUCAACUCGCUGUUUGUGAGGUAAAAGAUUGUAACAUUUGGGCCAACUGAUCCAUGAUAGACUGAAGAGAGGAAGGCCGUGGCUUCUUAGAUGUCACAAAUCCUCUCGGAGGCUAUCCGUUCCGGGUUUAUGAUCAAUUCGACGCUCCGGCGAGGCACCCAUCUUGUUCUCUCCUUCUCUGUUGUGUUCCUCUACUGGUUCUAUGUGUUCUCAGUAAGGUCCUAGCCACCAUCAAAUCCCAUCCAUUAGAUCAUUCAAAUAAGAAAAAUUAGCAUCGUCAUACUGUACCUAUAUAGUUCUUUAAAACUAUAGCCUCUAGAGACAACUUAGAAGAAGCUUCUAGAGAUAUCUGGGGGUGAACGUAGUGUCAACGUAGUUUUCUGCUGGGUGAAGCAUUAAGGGGUGCUCAAAGAAUUUGUUGAAGAUGAGCCUGUCAGGUGGGACCUUCUCAAGUGGGACCUCGUCCGGCUCGAGUCAUGGGACUCCUAGCUUUGGGUCAGAUCAGGCGGACAUGGAGCUCCAGGCUCGGAUGGAGCUGAAGCGUAAGAGAAGGAUGGAGUCAAACCGUGAGUCAGCAAAGAGGUCAAGGCAGAGGAAGCAACAGCAUCUGGACGACCUCAACUCACAGGUCGACCAGCUGAGGACGACGAAACAGCAGCUCAUCACAGCGCUGAACAUCACCACCCAGAACUGCGCAGCAGCAGAAGCUCAGAACUCGGUGCUGCGCACCCAGAUGAUGGAGCUGGAGAGCAGGCUGUCUGCACUGCGCGACAUCAUAUGCUACAUGAAUGCGAACCAAGUUUCCAAUGCUGCAACCAUUAGUGUCAAUAAUCCAUCAGCGAUCAUGAGCGCGACUGCUAAUAACCACUACGAUCCUUUUGCCGCGAGCGCAUGGAACUCAGGGAUGCAAAUGGUGCAGCAGCCUAUAGAUCACUUGCUGUAUCAGUGCUUCUAGCAAGGAGAAGAUCAUAGAGGCUAGAGAAACAAGGCCGUAUCAGGAUGUUAUGCGUGGUAGAAUGUUGUGGGCCAUUGUGUCACCACUAAUCAGUGGUCUUUGUCGUUUUGAUUUGUUUUAUAAGGGACUAUGGGUGCAAAUGCAAUGGUGUGUUGGCCUUUUGCUCAUGUUGGUGGUAGAGGUUAUAUCAAAUUGGUAAGUGGCUAGAUGUCUUUUGGCAUUGGGUGACUCGGGCCUGGGGGUAGUGGCUGCAUUUGUAGGUGAGGGCGCUACAGGGGAGAUCGAUGUGGCCAUUAGGUGCCGAAGAAUUGGCAUCUGGUUCUUCACUACUGCAAAUUGCAAUGAUAAUAAAUUAUUAUGUUUAA